Molecule: messenger RNA, 4919 nt
Organism: Seminavis robusta
Lineage: Eukaryota; Bacillariophyta; Bacillariophyceae; Naviculales; Naviculaceae
Source: the annotation of a GenBank genome assembly
CUUUCAUUUCCUUUAUUUUGGCAUUCUCACACGAUUGAGUCCAGGUGUCCCAAAAUGCCAAAUAAAUGAGCGUCAGCGCCGUUCCUGGAUAAUGCCCAUUCGGCAGUCUUUACAGCAUGUGCUACGGUACCACACUGUGACCGGUACAUCCGUGUGAGUAUGGUUUUAGCAGCGUGACGCACCAACUCAGCCGCGAAUGAAAGCACUCCCAUUCAGUGGAAGGAAAAGAGAGCUUGAACGCUUGAACGCUUGAGAGCACCUAACAAACUGCUGGCCAAGUAAGAAGGGAUAUCUAUCAGUAUCCUAUUCCUGCACAGCAUCCUUCCUUUGGUUCUUCGAUCCAAAGGCAAAAAUAAGGAGUCAUUGAUUUUCCUUCUUCAGCCUGAAGCUGCAUGCCAGUAGUUCUGUAGUGGAAGUGUUCAGCAAUACCUUAUCUUAUUGAAGCUCAAGCAGCGGCACUGUUUUCGUUUCUGCUUCACUAAAAAGUCGAAAAGAUGAAGCAAAAUGGUUCGAGCAACAUUGCUGGUUCCAACCACAUUGGAAAUUCGUCCCGUCGGUAUGGCAUGGAAUCCUCGGUUUUGAACUUUCAGGACGUCAACUUUGUUGUGGGGAGAGGAAAGAACCAGAGACACAUUCUCAGAGAUGUGGGAGGAAAAGUCAAAUGGGGUCAUGUGUUGGCAAUCAUGGGACCGUCUGGUGCUGGAAAAACUACCCUCAUUAGUGCUCUUACGUUGGAUGCAUUCUACGGAAGUCCUUAUGGAACUGUCACACUGAACGGAGUCCCCAUGACGGAUCAAAUCUUCAAACGACAUUGCUAUGUCGUGAAGCAACACGACAAACACUGGCCGUACCUGACUUGUAGGGAAGCGCUGAUGUAUGCAGCUCAGUUGUAUGAAGUGGCCGAUGGAAAGUCUGUACCAAUCAUUGUAGACGACAUUAUUGCCAAAAUGGGAUUGGAUGUGUGUGCCAAAACCAGAUGUGCCCGCUUGAGUGGAGGACAGAGGAGGCGUCUUUCCAUUGCUGUGGCAUUGCUCAAACAACCUACGCUCAUCUUUCUAGAUGAACCCACUUCGGGGCUGGAUGCUGCAUCUGCUGCCAACAUUAUGCAAGAAAUUGUUCGAGUGGCAAAGGAUGAACGAUUGAUUAUUGUGUGUACGAUCCAUCAGCCAAGUACAAAGGUCUACAAUGGAUUUGAUCAAGUAAUGAUCAUGUCAAAAGGGAGAGAAGCAUUUGCAGGUGAAGCUCAUGAUGCCAUCCCCUACUUUGACCGCAUUGGUGCUCCAUGUCCUCCCAACACAAAUCCUGCCGAGUUCUUCCUCGAUCUAAUCAACGCGGAUUUCAGUGACGAUGCUGCUGUGGAUGGCAUAUUGGACACAUGGGAGCAGCAUAAGCAAAGCAACAAACAGUCUGGUCGAGACCCUACUGAUCAAGAGGGAGUGGCGCCUGGUCUGAGGACCAACCUAUGCGUUGAAAUGUUUGUCAUGUUUCGGCGACACGCCCUCCUUGUUUUGAGGGACCCCAUUCUGUAUAUUGGUCGGGCUAUUGCCUUUCUUCUAUGCAAUGUUUUCUUCGCAGUUGUAUAUUGGAAUGCCCGUCCUAAUGAUCAGACCAAGACACUGGACAAGAUGUGGAUCAAUAUUUGGCUCUGUGCCGUAACAACCAACAUGGGUGUGGUCGCUGUAUAUGCCCUCAAUGACGAGUUCAAGUCCAUUGUACGAGAAUCGAGGAAUGGCAUGGUCUCAGGAUUCAGCUACGUGCUCGCAAAGACCAUUUUGGUAACUCCGCUUAUGCUGGUGUUCUCGGUGUUCGCCAUUGGCGUACCGGCAUUCGCAAUCAUGAAUGUUCCCAUAGAGGCGAUGCCGAUGAUGAUCUUCCUUUAUGCCGCUAUGAUUUUUGUCUUUGAAUCCGUCGCUGAAUGCUUGGCUGUUUGGGUGGAUGACCCAAUUCUUGGAAUGCUUGUGUUCAUGAACUUUUGGUUUGCCGCGUUCCUCUUUGGUGGAUUUGUGAUCCCUUUUGAUGAUCUCUAUAUUCCAUGGACGUGGGGCUACCACGUGAUGCCAUAUUCGUACUACGUGAGGAGUGCCAUGUACGAAGCUUUUGUAUACGUCACAUUUGAAAACUGCGAACUGGGUACUCCCUCUGCCGUUUGCGUCCAAGAAACCACUCCUGGAGCUGGCGUUCCAGGCAUAGAGAUCAUCGAAGCUUUCACAUUCAUUUUGCCCCUUGCGGAACCCGUGGACAACACCAUUAGAGAUAUUCUGAUUUUGGUUGCGAUUGGAGGUUUUUGGAAGCUUCUUUAUGUCGUUGGCGUCAUCUUGAAGACUCGACGAGUUGCGCGAAUUCUGGACCCGAAAAAGAUGCCAGCGGUCAAGGGUGCUCCAAAGAAGAAGUCAGCAAAUGGACACAUGAAUGGUGCAAGUACAAAUUCCCGAGUGAACCGACCGCCACCCAAGCCCCCAGUGCCGCCGCCGCCCGCAGUGUAUUACCUGGACAACUCCGAGGAGUAUUCUGUUUAGUACAAAUGCUGCACGGUUCUUCUCGAGGGGUUGCUCCAGAUCCUGGGAUCAAAAUCCCGGUGGUCGACGAUCGAGAGGCAGAAAAGGUCUUUCCAGAACAUCGCCCCAAAGCCAGAUAGAUACACGCUACGUGCUGCCUUCUUUGACAGCUGGACAGAGGAUUUUUAAGUUUAGUCCCUGUGCUUUGUUUGGAUUGACUUGCUGUUCAUCCCACUUGCUAGUUUGCCCAGCUUCUUGGAUUCCUCUUUUGAAAGCUACGGGUACGGUCCAGAGGCCCUCCGAUCGCAGUGCUCAGUCUUCAGCGUAAUACCUCGCGGGUACAGAUAGUACUAGCUCAGACUUUGAAACCAAGCGACGACGUUUGGCCAGCUAGGCGGGCUUCAAUAUGCUCCUCGUAGCUGGUGAGACAAGCCAAGCUCUUGCCUCUCAAGAUCCCAUCUUUCAACUUCUCCUCUGCGUCCAAAAUCAUCUUUGCCUGGGGGAGAAGCGUUUCCAGCGUGUCUUUAUCCGCGACUAUCAAACCAUCGUUGUCACCAAUGACAAUGUCACCUGGAUUCACAGUGACACCUCCACAGGUGAUGGGUACAUCCAAAAUGCCAGGAGAUUGUGUUGUUCCGGAAUAUGGUGUGACGGCGGUGGAAUAGCAUCGAACCAUUGAAGCAGGAAGGUCUCUCACAUGGACAGUGUCCCGCAUCGGUCCGUCAAUGACAAUCCCUUUCACCCCUCUUUGUAUUGCCUCCAAACUGAAUAGUUCUCCUGCUACCGCGCGAUCCGAAUUGCAGGUAUCAACCAUUAGCACAUCACCUUUUUCAGACAGCAUCAGACCGUGCAGCACGGCAAGGAAAUCAUUUCUUUCGGAGCAUUGAACAGUACGUGCUCUGCCAACCAUCACAUGAUUCGAAGUAGCAUCCGAGAUGUUGAUGGGGCGCACGUUGGAUUUGAGCAAUCGAAUUCCUGCGUACGUGCCCAAUUGCGCUAGUAGUGUCUUGUCAGCAUCACAAAGUGCGGCAGUAUCCACCUGUUCCAGUUCGGUAACUAAAGCCUCAAUUUGAGCGGAGCCUGUAACCGAAGCCAGGCCUCUUGCAACACAGUAGCAGGGCUUUCGGGCCCUGCGAAUGGCUCGAAACAUUCUUGUUGGAAUGACAGUUGCCUUCAUCAUUGUCGCUUGUGCUGAGAGUGUGGUGAUGGCGUGAUGGCAUUGUCAAAGAUACCAAUAUGAUUCGAUUCACGUUCGUGACUGACCAGAAUGCAUCUGCGGAUUUCUGGUGGCAGAGUUCAGAGUUGGCAAUUACAAAUACGUAGCUCUAGCUAGCUAGUACACAGUGUAAUUGUCAUCCCUCCAUCCUCCAUGGCACUAUUGUUGCCAUUCAUAGAUCUCUGUAUACUACAGCAGAAAUCACCUGAAAGUCCUCCUCCGACAAGGCGAUCUCGAAUACCUUUAGAUCCUCCUUCAUGUGAUCCUUGGAAGAGGUACCAUUGAGUGGGCAAACAACCUGGUCAUGCAUGGCCCACCGAUAGAAUAGAACUUGAGGCGAAACCAGGUAUUUCUUUGCCAUAUUCUGUACCUCUGGAGAAAGGACCGCAUCCUUUCCAGGUUUGCCCUCUUUGCUGUUGGCGGUCAAGGUCCAAAAGGAUUGAAAGUAAACGCCGUUUUGCAAGCACCAUUGCCUCAUUUCUCGCUCAAAACCUGUUUUACGAUGAAACCGUUGUUGGACUACAGCAGGUUUAAUUCUUGCGGAUGCAUGUAAUCGUUGGAGUUCUUCCAAUGACUUGACAUUGCUGAUCCCUAUUUGUUUAGCGUAACCCUGAUCCACCGCUUCUUCCAUAGCUUUCCAAGCCUCCAGAGUAUGCUUGAAUUUGGAAUACGGAGAAUGAAGCAACAAGGAAUCAACAUAGGUUGUUUGCAGGUUCACCAGGGAAGCCGACACUGAUGCCUUUACUUGAGCCCCAAUGUCAUCACCCCCAAAAUCAUUAUUUUCGUCACCCGAGGAAACUUCAACUAGCGUCGCUGCGUGUUUUCGAUUCACUUUGGUUUGCACAAACAAAUCCUCUCUUUUAAGGUCGUUUUGUUCUGCCAAAAAUUCUGCCAAUGCUUCCCCCGCUCCAGCUUCAAAGUAGUGUUUGGGUUGGGCCGCGGUAUCGAAUCCACGAAAUCCAUUUCGAAGAGCCUUCAAAACCAGUUUUUUGGUCUUUUCCUUUUUCCAAGCGCAGCCAUAAAGCAUCCUAGGCAUGGAUAGGUCCUGCGAGGUCAUCACGUUGGUAGAGAUGGUGCGGUCUGGUUGUUCUUGGGACGCCAUUGUCAAUCUCAUGAACAGCGAUGUGUCUUCGUGUCUUCGUCCGUCUCUUCCAACUUUGGUGGUGGACGCUCACUUGCAUUUAUUGUUCAGGGGGUUUGGGAAAAUA